This is a messenger RNA of Punctularia strigosozonata HHB-11173 SS5, 840 nucleotides long. RefSeq lists its product as uncharacterized. Bases 1 to 840 code for a protein of 279 amino acids. The transcript has 3 exons. Lineage: Eukaryota; Fungi; Basidiomycota; Agaricomycetes; Corticiales; Punctulariaceae. The record is from RefSeq and is a predicted model, not a curated record.
AUGUCCUCGUCUAAAGAGCUCACCUCCUCUCGUCGGGUUACGCCCCUGAACGACGUCAACUAUGCCCAAUGGGCGAAGGAGAUGCGGGCCUACUUGGCCGAGAACAAGCUCUGGUUCAUAGUCAUCGGAACCAUCAAGGAGCCGAGUGCAGGGGACCCGGAGCACAUCACCUACCUCGAGAAGUCGGCUCAGGCCGCUGGGGCCAUGUUCCUUGCUGUUGAUGCGUCGCAGCAUAAGGUGUCUGGGGCGCGUUACAACGCUCUGGACGCUGUUUUCGCCGUCAGAAAGCAGCCUGACGAGUCCUUGCCUUCCCUGGCCUCCAGGGUGGACACCCUCGUUCAGACCUUCAAGGACUUGUGCCCGGACAGCUACACGCUCGAGCAGCUGCUCGCAGAUCUAGCUGCCAUGUCCAUGCUUCGAUCCCUGCCCCAGGAGUAUGACUCCUUCACUUCAGGUCUCAUUCAGCGGGAUGCCACCAAGUCUGAGAUCGUUCAAGCCUUCGUGCGGGAGCAUCAGACGCGGAACGGCCGCCAGGAUGGUUCUGCCUCCGCAGAAACCCUUGCCAUGCGCGUUGCAACGCCUACAGCUAGCAAGGCGGACCUCCUGUGCGAUUUCUGCGAGAUGAAGGGUCAUGACGAGGAGCACUGCUUUGCCAAGCGCGAUGCGCGCUCUGCUGCUCGUCAGAAGGCUGCCGAAAGGCGCCAGAACCGCCGGAACAACAAGAAAGGAGGCUCACAGCACGCCCAGGAGGCUGCUGCAGUCCCCAACUCCACUCAGGCCAUCUCUAUGGCUUAUGCCGUGGAGCACGCCCUUGACACACAGGCGCCACUUGUCAUAUGA